UGUCAAUCAAAGUUAAGUUAGCGCAAGCAGUGUCCCACACGAACAACAGGCGACCCCAAUCAUACGUCACCUCCCCUAUGUAAAAUUCAUACCGCAACUUCUCUCUCUGAUCACUUAAGUCUCUAAACCACUAAGUUAUAGUACGAUCCAAAUCCGCCAUUAUUUCCAACGAAAACAAAGGAGAAGAGAUUAAUAAUACUGAAAACCACAAUGGAGGUAUAUACAAACCAAGACAUUUCUUCGGCGGACAUCCCCGUCAUUGACCUAAGUAACCAGGAGGAAAAGCUUGUGGCACGUGCGGUUGUAAAAGCGAGCGAAGAGUGGGGGAUUUUUCAGGUGGUUAACCACGGAAUCCCAACGGAGCUGAUAGGGCGGUUGCAAGACGUGGGAUCCCACUUCUUUGAGCUUCCGGAGUCGGAGAAGGAAGCUGUAGCAAAGCCAGAGGACUCCAUGGACAUAGAAGGAUACAUGACCAAGUACGAGGAUGCAGCUAGAAACGCAUGGGUCGAUCAUCUCUUUCACAGGAUCUGGCCACCUUCGAAAGUUAACUACAGAUUCUGGCCUAAAAACCCUCCUGAAUACAGGGAGGUGAAUGAGGAGUACGCAAGUCACAUGAAGAAGCUAGCAGAGAAAAUCAUGGAAUGGUUAUCAGAAGGGUUAGGGUUACAGCGUGAGGCGUUGAAGGAAGGUCUAGGGGGCGAAACGGUGGAGUAUCUGAUGAAGAUCAAUUACUAUCCGCCGUGUCCGGAUAUGGAUUUGGUUCUUGGAGUUCCUGGUCACUCCGAUAUCAAUGGUAUCACGCUCUUGGUCGCUAAUGAGCCCUUAGGACUCCAGGUGUUCAAAGAUGACCACUGGAUAGAUGCAAAGUAUACCACUUCUGGGAUCAUCGUCAUCAUUGGUGAUCAAUUUCUAAGGAUGAGCAAUGGGAAGUAUAAGAGUGUGCAGCAUAGAGCGACGAGGGAUAAGGAGAAGACGAGAAUCUCGUGGCCGGUUUUUGUGGAAUCUAACCUUGAUCAUGUCUACGGACCUUUGCCGGAGCUAAUUUCCGGCGACGAUGGUGCUCCCAAAUUUAAGUCUUAUGUCUAUAAAGAUUACAAAUUUCGUAAGCUUAAUUGGCUUACUCUUGACUGAGAAGAAAAUCUCAUAACCAAAAACAGAUGAGGUCAGAUCAUGACCAAUUGUUUCUUUAUUGGGUUAUUGCGUCUGCUUUGAUAACGAGUGUUGAAGUUAUUUUUCUAUAUUAUUUAUCAAGCUUAGCAUUGUGUAUGUGGUGUGUUGUACGUAUUUUAAAAUAAUCAAAUUUGGAUUGUAACGUUUUAAUCGCAUUAUUUUAUCUA
Camelina sativa (false flax) is the source of this 1337-nucleotide messenger RNA. Its product is annotated as flavonol synthase 3-like. The record is from RefSeq and is a predicted model, not a curated record. NCBI's taxonomy places the organism in Eukaryota, Viridiplantae, Streptophyta, Magnoliopsida, Brassicales, Brassicaceae.